UGGCAUCAUUGUGAAACGUUUGUUGUCAACUUAAAAUCUGUUCGUCUGCUAAGUGCGGAUGAAGCGUGGUUUCCAUUCCAUCUUGCCCUCAGUCCUUUCUCUUUAAAUCGCUUCUGUUAAAUAUUAACCACGCUAAUAUACCCCUGACGACUGAUUUCUUAGGAAUUCAAUGUUGAUUCGAUGCUCGGCCUCAAAGAUUAUGAUAAUUUGCCAUUCCACAGCUGCUUUCAUUAGGUUUAAAAGUUCCGAGAAAUCAUCCUCCCCAAUAGUUUCGGUCAAAUAUUUGGAAAAAAGCCUUUCACUUUUCCGCAGCAAUGGCCAAAAGCAAAUUCGAGUAUGUGAGGCUUUUUGAAGUUGACGAUCGCUGUUUACCCAACACAUGGGUUGUUGUCAGAGUUGACGGAAAGGGAUUUCACAAGUUCUCUACAGAGCAUGGCUAUGAGAAGCCCAACGAUAUCAAAGCUCUAUCUCUGAUGAACAGGGCGGCAACAUCAGUAAUGGAAGAGUUCAAAGAUAUAUGUUUGGCCUAUGGGCAGAGUGAUGAAUACAGCUUUGUCUUUAGGAAGGAGACCCAAGCCUACAGCCGAAGAAGUGCAAAACUUUCUACCAAUGUAUGCAGCCUCUUCACUUCAGCUUUUGUGUAUUACUGGAAUGAAUAUUUCCCUACUAUUAAACCGCGUUAUCCACCGGUUUUCGACGGCAGAACUGUACUUUACCCUUCAAAUCAAAAUAUUAGAGAUUAUCUCAGUUGGAGGCAGGCAGAUUGCCACAUUAAUAAUCUCUAUAACACAACUUUCUGGGCCUUAAUUCUGAAAGGAGGUUUAACUCCCACUGAGGCUGAAAACAAACUGAAAGGAACUCUUUCGGGAGACAAAAAUGAGAUUCUGUUUUCGCAAUUCGCCAUUAACUAUAAUACCGAGCCAGAAAUGCUACGUAAAGGCACUGUUCUGGUCCGUCGGAAAGUUCCGGUAGCCUUACCGAAUGGCGGGACAAGGGAAAAGUCUCAAAUUGUCCAGGAACAUGUUGACAUUAUCGGCGAUGAGUUUUGGAAUACAAAUACCCACUUGUUGACCCUUACAUGAAGAAAAAUAUCCAAUACAAAGCAAUUUGAAUUAA
Messenger RNA from Daphnia magna, 1116 nucleotides. RefSeq names its product probable tRNA(His) guanylyltransferase (gene THG). NCBI's taxonomy places the organism in Eukaryota, Metazoa, Arthropoda, Branchiopoda, Diplostraca, Daphniidae. The transcript has 5 exons. Gene Ontology annotation, molecular function: magnesium ion binding; tRNA guanylyltransferase activity. The coding region runs from base 315 to 1082 and encodes 255 amino acids. Gene Ontology annotation, biological process: tRNA modification. The record is from RefSeq and is a predicted model, not a curated record.